Messenger RNA from Aspergillus bombycis, 1902 nucleotides. RefSeq names its product Sin1 family protein. Gene Ontology annotation, cellular component: TORC2 complex; cytoplasm; plasma membrane. The coding region runs from base 1 to 1902 and encodes 633 amino acids. Gene Ontology annotation, biological process: TORC2 signaling. The transcript has a single exon. The record is from RefSeq and is a predicted model, not a curated record. NCBI's taxonomy places the organism in Eukaryota, Fungi, Ascomycota, Eurotiomycetes, Eurotiales, Aspergillaceae. Gene Ontology annotation, molecular function: phosphatidylinositol-4,5-bisphosphate binding.
AUGGGCAUGCAUUACCGCACGGGAUCGCUAGGAACCGCUGUCAGUGUGAACGAGCGGCCACGGCGAGAUACAACUACUACCGCCAGCAGCGACAUGUCGUCAGACAAUGAAAUGGGCUCCCUGGCCUCACGGAAGCAGAUUCAGUUUUCUGGUCAGGAUCAGGUUAUAGAGUUGGCUAGUCACAGGCGCAGGGGAGCGGGAAAUAGGGAUCUUGGAGGACUAGAUGAGCAUCCAGAGGAUUCAGGAGCUGAGUCCGAGGACUCGGCACUUUCGUCGGACUUCGAUGCCACGGCUGGUUCUGCAUCACUCCUGGUAGGCGUCGGUAUCACUGGCAGCUUGAAUUCAUCGUCACCUAUGAUGAUGCACAAGUUGCCGAAUGGAACAGGAUCUCAAACGGCAUCUCCUAGGAAGGCCAAAACACCGGCCCCCGAAUUGCAAGAUUUGCCUCCGCCGCGGCCUAUUAGCACAGUACAACCUGUUAGUCUGCUGUCGAAGGCACUCAACGCGCGCAAACGCGCCCCGACCAAUCCAGUCGAGAAAUUUGCGGUGCUCUCGGGUAAAGGUCUUAACGAUGCAUUGAAUAUCAAGUUAUACCUACCGUUUUCUUCUGACCCAGACGAGCCGAUCGACCUUCCUAUUGCCCGGGAAUCUAAACUCGCGGAGCAACCAGCCCCCGUCACUGUUGUUGAGGCGAUCGGUUUAGCGCUCUGGCGAUACUCGGAAGAAGGUCGCCAACCCGCCAUUGAACGUAACAAAUUGACGGUUAACCGGUGGGCGCUUCGAAUGGUGGAGGACGGUGAAGUGGAAUACGACUUUCCCGCUUUAGGACGAGCGUCACAUAUUACGGAUUUUACGUCGAAUAACAAUCGAGCAGCUGGGGCACGCGGUCGAGGCAGAGGGAAACAGUAUGAUGAAUUUGCCCUGGUGGAAGCCUCCGAUAGUGAGUUUGAAGAGAAUGAGCGCCAGUUCCCAAUGGAGAGCCAAGCAGUUGCUCCUGAAGACACCAAUGAUGCAGCUUCCGCUCUCAAUGUUCCCUCCCCCCAACCAGCUUCUCAAAACAAAGCGCCCCGGCUCAAUCCGAUCUUAGGGCAACCGUUUUCGUCGGCCCUGAAUGACAAUACGCUCACACCGGCCGAUCGGCCUGCGGUGCCAACGUCGCAUGCCACGCCGCGCCUGGGGGUCUCAAAGACCCUGAAGAUCCGGUUUGUCAAUAUCGAGGGCUCUACGCAGGCCACUACUCUCAACACGUCCACCGACAGCUACAUCGCGGAGAUCUUGGAUUCGGUCUGUAAACGCUGGGGCUUGGAUAAGGGAAAUUACCUCCUGAAGGUGAUGGGAUCCAAUACGAUUGCACCCUUAGACCGCACCGUCGAAGCCCUGGGAAACCUUACCGAGCUGGAUCUCGUGCGUCGGCGCUUCGGGCCGCAGUCUUUGACUGGCUCUCCGGGCAGCUCUUCGCCCAAUGCACCGCUUCAAAUUGACAGCGGCACCGUGCCGUCGAGCAAGAAAGGGAAGAAGGGUGGACCGCGUAUGUUACAUCCGCUGGCGCAGCAGCAGGACCUCAUUGGGGGCUACUACCGUCGGUACCACGUGUUCCGCAAGCAAUCCAUGUCUUUCACCGCCUCGAACCACAAGAUCCUCACGUUUGACAAUGACUACAUGCAUAUUAUGCCGGGGGAUACUGCGAAGACGGGAUCGGACACCAAGACCCGGUCGAUUAGUUUCAACGACGUUGUUGGAUGCAAGGUGAGCCGUCGCCAUCCCAAGAACUUCCGGGUGGUCGUGCUUCGCGGCAACGAUGCGAACGAGCAGAAGCGAUAUGACUUUGAGGCGCGGAACGCACUGGAAGCCGUGGAGAUUGUGGAUGAGAUUAAGAAGAACAUGGCGCAUUAUCGGAUUUAG